CCCACACACCAGCAAUCACCAUGGCUCGCCACUGAAAAUAUUAGAAGAAAUAUGGCUCGAAUUAUGCUAGUGGGAUGUAAUGCAUUGGCCACGAAAACCUAACACAGAAUUUAAUAAUUUCGUAUUACAACGCUCGUCGUUGGGAAGGUCUUCCGGAGCGACAUUCUGUUCACAGGGGUCUCGAUUGCAGCAGCACGAGACGGACAGCAAAUGUUUAUUUGAAGAUGGAUUCUUGUCGGCAUCCAUAAGUAUUUUCCGGGGAGAAGGCGGCCUUGGCAUCGGGAAUCCGCCACUAGGUGUAUGAUGUUGCUAGCAUCGGCCGUGGUCGUAUGGGAAUGGCUAAACGAACACGGGCGCUGGCGACCCUACAGCCCGGCCGUGUCUCAUCACAUCGAAGCGGUGAUCCGCAGCGACCCUCGGGGAAGCAGUGUGGUUCUAGGCCAGGUUGACUCCCGACUCUCGCCCUACAUCAUCGACCUGCAAUCCAUGCAUCAGUUUCGGCAAGACACAGGCACCUUGCGCCCGGUGCGCCGCAGUUUCUAUGACCCCACGUCUGCACCGGGCCAUGGCUGGCUGUGGGAGUGGGAGAACGAUUCGGGCUCCUGGACGGCCUACGACACCGAGGUGAGCAUAGCCAUCCAGGCGGCGCGGGAUCGCAACCAGCCCUGGCUGGACCUCUCGCCGCUGGGCUUCUGCUACCUCAUCGACCUGCAAACCAUGACGCAGUUCAACCGGCAGACGCAGCGGCGGCGGCGCAUCCAGCGCCGCUCGGACCUGGCCUACCCCCUCGUCACGGGGCCCCUCCCCCGGGCCUGGGCCAGCGGCGUGGGGGCCUCAGCCGGCGGAGGCGGUCCCGGACGUCUCGGCGGCCCCGGCGGCUCGGGCCUGCUGGGCGUGGGGGUCUCCGGCGUGGUCAGCAGGGGCAACGGCAGCGCCUACCCCAGCGGCGCGCUCCCCGCCUCGGCCAUCACCUCCCUGGGCCAGCCCUGCUCCUGCCAGCAGUGCAUGCUGGUCCUGGGCGUCAAGACCGGCGGCAUGGGUGGAUUCGGGGGCGGCGGUAUGGGUGGUGGUGGGAGCAUGGGGGCGCACACCCUGGGACGCAAGCCCCCGCCCCCGUUGCCCCACCUCUCGGCCCUGCCCCCGCCCAUACAGACCAAGCCCCCCGUCAGCCCCACGAAGCCCCCCCAGAGGGGCUACUCGUACUCGCUCACCUUGCCCCACCCGCCCUCCCUGUCCCGGGUCCUGGCCCCCCACAGGAACUCCAUGCUGGUGUCCGGUGGAGGGGGCAUGGGGAUGGGGUUCGGGUUGGGGCUGGGCAUGGGUGGUGGUGGUGGCGGCGGCGGCGGCGGCGGCGGCGGCGGUGGUAACAACGGCGGUGGGGAUACGAACAGCAGUAGUAGUAACGGCGGCUUCGCCCACUCGCUCUCGCUCCUCGGCGCCGCCACGGCGGGCCUGUCGCUCUCCUCCACGCCAGCGGGCAUGAGCGCGGGCACACACUCACACACGAUGCACUUAUCCUCCACGCACACCCUGCAGCUCCCGCACCACCACCACCAUCACCACCACUCCUCCUCCUCCACCUCCUCCAACCACAACACCUCCACCCUGUCCUCCUCCUUCUCCUUCUCGCGGCCCCCGCCACCCCCCAUGCCGCCUCCUCCUCCUCCCAGCGUCUCCUCCAUCCUCCUGCCCUCCUCCUCCAUCUCCGGACCGGCCUCCUCCGUUUCAGCCUCCGCGUCGGGCGGAUCCGCGCCUCCCUCCAUCACCAUCAUCAACAACAACAACGCCACCUCCUCCGCGGCCACCUCCUCCUCCAUGUCCGGUGGUGGAGGAGUCCCAGCGCUCCCUGCUCCUCCGCCCCCCGUCUCCGCCAUCACCACCACGUCUGGUGGGAUGCUGGCCACGACCGGUACCCUGUCCGGCGGUAGCGGCGGUACAGCUGGCAUGUCUGGUGUCGGUGGAGGUCUCGGUGUUGGUGGAAGUCUCGGUGUUGGGGGCAGUCUAGGUGGCGUUGGUGGUUUAGGUGGUGGGGGGCAGCAACAACAGCAACAACAACAACUACAACAACUGCAACUACAACAACAACAGCAACAACAACAGCUGAUCUCCACGACAACCACGUGUGCCCCCACCCCGUCGGCGCGGGUGCUGGGUCCCGUGUCGUCGGCGUGCGCUGCGCCCCUGCCUCCGCGCUCCAGCCUGGCGGGGCUCAGCCGUCCCGCGCUGCAGAGGAUCGCCAUGGCCCAGUCGCGGGCACUCAUCGCAUCUGGGGUUCCCACUGUCCCAGUGAAGAACCUCAAUGGAUCCAGCCCUGUGCACCCAGCUCUUGCAGGUAUCACUGGGAUCCUGAUGAGUGCUGCGGGGCUGCCCGUGUGCCUGACGCGCCCCCCCAAGCUGGUGCUGCACCCCCCGCCCGUCAGCAAGAGCGACAUCAAGCCCGUGCCAGGCCUGGGUCACUGCUGCCGCAAGACCACCAAGAAGCAAGCGCGCAAAGGUAGAACUCCAGAGGAGGUGGUGAAGAGGUAUCUGCAGAAGGUCCGCAACCCUCCUGAGGAGGACUGCACCAUCUGCAUGGAGGCGCUGUCGGGCCCCUCGGGCUACAAGGGCCCCGUGGGCUCGGGCGUGGGUGGCGGCAGCGUGUCGUCGCGGGGCGGCGCUGAGUCGGCGGUGGGCCGUCUGGCGCAGUGCGGCCACCAGUACCACCUGCAGUGCCUGGUGGCCAUGUACAACAACGGCAACAAGGACGGCAGCCUGCAGUGCCCCACCUGCAAGACCAUCUACGGCGUCAAGACGGGCAACCAGCCGCCCGGCAAGAUGGAGUACCACGUCAUCCCGCACUCGCUGCCCGGCCACCCCGACUGCAAGACCAUCCGCAUCAUCUACAACAUUCCACCCGGCAUCCAGGGGCCCGAGCACCCCAAUCCCGGCAAGCCCUACACUGCCCGCGGUUUCCCCCGACACUGCUACCUCCCCGACACCGAAAAAGGACGCAUUGUCCUGCGCUUGCUACUGGUGGCGUGGGACCGGCGCCUCAUCUUCUCGGUGGGCACGUCCAGCACCACGGGAGAGUCGGACACGGUCAUCUGGAACGAGGUGCACCACAAGACAGAGUUCGGCUCCAACCUGACCGGCCACGGCUUCCCCGACCCGGGACACCUGGACAACGUGCUGGAGGAGCUGCGGGCCCAGGGCAUCACCGAGGAGGAGAGCCUGAGGGACUGAUGGAGAAUGGAUGGAUGGAUGAAGCGAGGAGAGGAGAGGGAUGGAGAGCGGAGUGGAGAGAUGGGAGAGAGGGUGUUGAGGAGGAAUGGUGGGGGAGGAGACAUCACCGAGGAGGAAAGCCUAAGAGACUGAUAGAGGACUGAUGGAGAUGAAGAGAGGGAGGAAGGAGAGAAAGGUGAAAGAGACAUGGGGAGAGAUGGGGAUAGAUGCACAGCAGAGAGAGAGGUGACUGGAAAUACAAGAUGACUGGAAAAGGGGGAGAGAGUUAUGUGAUGGAUAAAAAAGAGAUAGAAG
This is a messenger RNA of Engraulis encrasicolus (European anchovy), 3516 nucleotides long. Its product is annotated as E3 ubiquitin-protein ligase DTX4-like. The transcript has 11 exons. The coding region runs from base 301 to 3222 and encodes 973 amino acids. Gene Ontology annotation, cellular component: nucleoplasm. The record is from RefSeq and is a predicted model, not a curated record. Gene Ontology annotation, biological process: Notch signaling pathway; protein ubiquitination. NCBI's taxonomy places the organism in Eukaryota, Metazoa, Chordata, Actinopteri, Clupeiformes, Engraulidae. Gene Ontology annotation, molecular function: zinc ion binding; ubiquitin protein ligase activity.